UUGAUAUGAAAGUGAAAUUGUGAUGUAACAGUGACAAGAAAGAUGAAUUAUGUUGGAAGUAUAUCGAUCAUUGACCGAGGGGAUGCCCUGGCAAAGGCUAUCGUUGAUAAAAACACCCGGUCUCUGGCACAGAGAGUUGCAGAUGAAACUAAAGAAGAACUGGACAAAGUUAUGGACAGGGUGGACAAUAUCUAUGUGUCCUAUGAAAUGUCUACCCAGACCAUGUUUGGUGAUUCAAGAGGCUCUCCUAAUGUAGAAUACAUUGAGGACAUUAAUGAUGGAAAGAAGUAAGAAAGUAUCUACAACAGAUGGCAAAGAAUUCAAUAUGAUAGAUGUGUCAUUUAAACAGGAGAAAAGUGACAAAAAUAUUGAUGUACACAUGAGCAGUUUAUAUGUGUGUGUAUGCAUGGAUUUCUUGAUGUCAGUAGCAGACUUCUUUGUGAAAGGUUUACCUAAACAACCCGAGGUAGAACCACCCCCUGUUCCUGCCAAAGAAACACAAAAAGCAGUCGUAGUACAGCCGAAGCCUGCCGAGCCUGUGGCCGGUGAAAUGAAUAUAUCUGUCUCAAUAGAUAGACCAGAAAUUAUCAUGAUUGAAGACCAGUCUAAACAAGAAACUAGUGCCCUCAUGUUAGAUAUGGAGUUAGUGUUCAGGAUGAGACAGAGUCCAGAGACAAUGGACAUGUCAGCUGACAUUAAAAAUCUCGGUAUAGUCUCAUGUAAAUACAACAGUAGGGGCUCUGGGGCACAGCUAGCAGACAGAAGCAAAAACAAAACCAAAGUGUUCCUUCACAAUAAAGCUGGGAAAUUACAAAAUUACAUUAAAGGAGCUCCAAUGAGGUCAGAAACUGAUGACACAGACAAUCUUGCAUCAGAACCGCUAGAUUUGGGCACAGCAGUUGAUGAAGUUUUAGAAGAAAGGGGGGAACAGUCCUAUAAAGAAAAGAUGAUAUUGAAAGUUCCAUCAAUCGUGGUAAAGAUCGAGGGAGGUGUUGGUAACCGAACUGUACCGUUACUUAUCACAGAGAUGUCAUUCCAAGGUGAAGUCAGGGACUGGUCAGGAAAGCUAUAUGUAGAGAGUAGACUUCUGCUGGAAGUGGCUUAUUACAACGAGAAAAUGUCCGUAUGGGAACCACUAGUGGAACCAGUGUUUCAUGAGGGUAAAUACCGGAGAUGGGAACUCGGUCUUGAGGUUAGUUAUUUCAUAAUAUAUGAAACCACUAUAACCAUUAUAACUUCAGUCAUAGGCUGA
Molecule: messenger RNA, 1252 nt
Organism: Ruditapes philippinarum (Manila clam)
Lineage: Eukaryota; Metazoa; Mollusca; Bivalvia; Venerida; Veneridae
Product: intermembrane lipid transfer protein VPS13C-like
Exons: 13
Coding region: 275-1252 (325 amino acids)
Biological process (GO): protein retention in Golgi apparatus; protein targeting to vacuole
Cellular component (GO): extrinsic component of membrane
Source: RefSeq, a predicted model, not a curated record